AUGCUCUCCUUACUCGCCGUCUUUGUUUUCUCCGCUACCGCUGUCCAGGCCGGAAAGCGUGGUCUCACGUGGACCUAUUACAAUACUCCCCUUAACCCUUCCGUUCUCAAUACUGGUAGUGGAGAGGUCGUUGCCAUCUAUGAUUACGAGACCUAUGCUCCGCCUUCUUCGAAUGGUGAUGGUGAUUUGAACUUUAUCGGUAUGCAGCGUUGCACGGACUGCGACAGCAGCCCUAUUGCUGAGCUCGCUAGCCGCCAAGCUGCUCAAGGCUGGGACACCGUGUUCACAUUGAACGAGCCAGACGUAAACAGUAUCUCUGCGGCUGAUGCCGCCUCCUGGUACAGUGAAUACAUAAGCCCCUUGACCAUCAAAAAGGCCCUUCCUGCGGUGACCUCGAGCACAACAUCUGGACAAGGUCUCAGCUGGCUCUCUGACAUGAUCAGCGCCUGUAACGGUGGUUGCAGCGCCGAUUACAUCAAUCUGCACUGGUAUGGAACGAGUUUCACCGACUUCCAAAGCCAUGUCGAGUCCGCGAUCAGCCAGUUCCCUAGCUACAAGGUGGUAAUCACCGAGUUUGCCCUGACUAACCCUGCCGGUGGCGCAUCCGAUCAGGUGGCCUUCUUCAAAGAAGCCUUUGCUUGGCUUGACACGGUAGAUGAAGUCGUCUACUACUUCCCAUUUGUUGCGACUUCACCCUCCCUCCUUUCUGCGAAUGAUGCCGGUGCCGUCUCGUAUGUGGGGACGGGAUCUUGUCUGUUCAAUGACGAUGGGACUGCUUCGACGGUGGGAGCCCUCAUGAACUAG
Stereum hirsutum FP-91666 SS1 is the source of this 804-nucleotide messenger RNA. RefSeq lists its product as uncharacterized. The record is from RefSeq and is a predicted model, not a curated record. Gene Ontology annotation, cellular component: fungal-type cell wall. Gene Ontology annotation, biological process: fungal-type cell wall polysaccharide metabolic process. The transcript is spliced from 11 exons. Bases 1 to 804 code for a protein of 267 amino acids. NCBI's taxonomy places the organism in Eukaryota, Fungi, Basidiomycota, Agaricomycetes, Russulales, Stereaceae.